UUGCAGGAUGCAUUUUCUCAACUAGGUACGACUGUAAAUUUUGAACUGCCUCAAAUUGCUGUAGUUGGUGGACAAAGUGCUGGAAAAUCAUCAGUACUGGAAAAUUUUGUUGGAAGAGAUUUCCUACCUCGUGGAUCUGGUAUAGUAACACGACGUCCUUUGAUUCUGCAGCUUAUUCAUGAUAGAAAUGAAUAUGCUGAGUUUUUGCAUAAGAAAGGAAAUUAUUUCACCGAUUUUGAUGCAGUACGCAAAGAAAUUGAAGACGAAACUGACAGAGUAACAGGCCAAAAUAAGGGAAUAUCACCACAUCCUAUAAAUCUGCGAGUUUUCAGUCCUAAUGUGCUGAACCUCACACUUAUUGAUCUUCCCGGUUUGACCAAAGUUCCAGUCGGUGACCAACCACCAGAUAUUGAACAUCAGAUUCGAGAAAUGAUUCUAACAUUCAUUAGCCGGGAAACCUGCUUGAUUUUAGCCGUUACACCAGCCAAUAGUGAUCUUGCGACAUCAGAUGCAUUAAAGCUGGCAAAGGAAGUUGAUCCACAAGGUUUACGCACCAUUGGGGUCCUAACAAAGCUGGAUCUUAUGGACGAAGGCACCGAUGCUCGCGAUAUUUUGGAGAAUCGAUUGUUCCCCUUGAGACGUGGUAAGUGUUUUAUGUCUUCGUUGUUUGGUUUGCUAAAUUUUUUUGUUUUUGUUAUAUCAUGA
Messenger RNA from Cylicostephanus goldi, 705 nucleotides. Lineage: Eukaryota; Metazoa; Nematoda; Chromadorea; Rhabditida; Strongylidae. The record is from the annotation of a GenBank genome assembly.